AUGAGUGCCAAGGGCGAGCGGGCAGCGUCACCAACACCCUCGGCUAAUUCUUAUUCCCAACGAGACAACGACAAAGGAAACCUGUCACUUCACGCAGAACAAAAAUCAGAUGACGAAAAGCUGGCCACCUCUAGAGACACUUCCGGUGAUGUAUCCCCAGCACCAAGCAAUGAUGGCCAAACCGAGGACGAUACGAACAUCAUCUCGUUUACGCAAGAUGAUCCCACCAAUCCGUACAACUGGUCGCGGAAGAAGAAGAUCUAUGUUGUUGUCACUGCCAUGGUGAUGGUUCUGAACAGCACAAUGGGCAGUGCUUUGCCUAGUGGGGCAACAGGCGCUACGUCCAGGUAUUACGAUGUGGAAAGCGAUGAGCUUCUGGUUCUGCCGGUGUCUAUCUAUUUGAUAGGGUAUAUCCUCGGCCCUAUGAUCUUUGCGCCGUUGAGCGAGUCAUAUGGCCGCAAAAUCGUGAUGAUCUGCACCUUCAUCAUGUUCACAAUCUUCGUCAUGGCCUGCGCCGUAGCUCCGACAUUUGCGAGCCUUGUCGUCUUCCGCAUGUUUACAGGCAUCGGUGCUUCGACGCCUGUCUCAGUUAUCGGCGGGAUAUUGGCGGACAUGUACAGUACCUCUCGAGCUCGUGGCAUGGCCAUCACAGCAUUCAUGGCAGCAACGACUUGGGGUCCGCUGCUGGGCCCACUGCUCUCGGGUUACAUCACGAUGUACAUAUCCUGGAGAUGGGUGUACUGGGUUGAGCUCAUGUUUGCUGGAGCUACGUGGCCGUUUUUGCUCUUCAUGUCCGAGACUUAUGGACCUGUCAUCCUCCGACGAAGAGCGAAGAAGCUCCGGAAGGAGACCGGGGAUCACAAGAUCAAGGCUCCCUCCGAGCUGGAGAAGCAAGAUCUGUGGGAGUUGAUCACGACCGUGCUGACAAGGCCGAUUCGGAUGAUGCUGUUCGAGGCCAUUGUGUCGUCCACUUGCUUGUUCCUUUCUCUGGAAUAUGGGAUAUUCUACAUCUUCUUCCAGGCAUUCGACCCCAUAUUCGCUGAUACGUACGGUUUCACCCCCGGCCAAGUCGGCCUCGCCUUUCUACCAAUUGGCGUAGGAUCGAUCUUCGCCGCUGCUAUAUAUUUGUGGUGGGACUACUAUCUCGAUCGAGCUCGGAACAAGCCCACACCACCUGCUUGGUCGCGGAAGGAGGAGUUCGUCCGAUUGCCGCUGGCCUGUCUUGGAGGGCCAUUGAUCGUGAUCAGCCUGUUCUGGCUGGGUUGGACAGCUCGUGCCGAUAUCCACUGGAUAGUUCCCAUCCUAGCAGUACUGCCGUUUGGGAUCGGCUUCCUACUCAUCUUCAUGGCCUUGAUCAACUACGUCGUUGACGCUUAUGAGAUCUACGCAGCCAGCGCUAUGGGCGCCACAUCAGCCGCCCGGAGUGUCUUCGGUGUCGUUCUCCCGUUCGCAUCAAGCCCGAUGUACGCGACACUUGGAGUUCCUUGGGCAUGCACUCUCUUGGGUAUCCUCUCCGCAUUGAUGUGUCUGAUACCUUUUGUGUUUAUCAAGUAUGGAGAGAAGAUCCGCAGCAAUAGCAAGUUCUGUCAGGAACUGAAGAAGAAGAAGGCUGACGGGGAGGAGAAGCAGAGAAGGCUGUGGGAGCGACAACGAAGUCGGCAGGAGCCGGACUUGGAGAAGGGAACAUAA
Saxophila tyrrhenica is the source of this 1689-nucleotide messenger RNA. RefSeq lists its product as uncharacterized. The coding region runs from base 1 to 1689 and encodes 562 amino acids. Gene Ontology annotation, biological process: transmembrane transport. NCBI's taxonomy places the organism in Eukaryota, Fungi, Ascomycota, Dothideomycetes, Mycosphaerellales, Extremaceae. Gene Ontology annotation, molecular function: transmembrane transporter activity. Gene Ontology annotation, cellular component: plasma membrane. The transcript is spliced from 4 exons. The record is from RefSeq and is a predicted model, not a curated record.